AUGUCGAAUCCACCCGGAGAAGAGACGGCCAAGGCGGCGCUGGAAUAUUUCUUCUCGCAAAAUCCCAGCGACGUAGAAAUCCAAGCGUGUGUUGCUUUUCUUGCGGCUGACAUUUCGAGCGAGAGCCAAGGACCAGAAGACCACACCAGCAUCCACGAGCUCAUACAGCGAAUCGCUCUCGCCAAGAAGGCACAAGCAAAAGUCACCAAAGCGAAAGGGAAUAACCCUGCCGCAACCCUCCUGCCUCUAGAGCUCAAUCUCGCCCAUUUAUCAUACUUUGUCUACGCGGAGAAAGAGGGCCUUGAGAAUCUGAUCGACGAAUCACCAAAGGUCAUCGACGCGCGUUUACGAACUGUCGAGCCUUUCCUGAAGAUGAAUCCCGCCAGUGGUGCAGCGGAUGCCUCGUAUCAGCCAAGCGUCAAACGCGUCAAAGUCGGGAAGGGCGGCAACACAAUCGAUAGAAAUCGGGACGCGGCAAAUGAGGCACGACAACGCGAUCAACAUUGCAUUGCGACUGGCUGCCCUAUCUUCGAAGCUUGCCACAUCAUGCCGUUCUCGGCUAACAACACAUCUGCCAAACUAGAAACUGCACGCGAAAUUUUGACCGAUAUUGUUAUGCCAAUGAUAUCUCGCCCUGACUGGAGAAUAGUUCAAAAGCUUGUGGUUCCAGAUAACGGGGAAAUCGGGACCUCGGAUGAAGCUUGUAAUAUUUUAUGCUUGAACACCCUGGCGCAUCAACUUUUCGAUAAGGCAUACUUUGCCUUGGAGUGGAUUGGUCUAAGCGACAAAGGAGAGCUCGAUGAUGAGGCCUACAAAACUGUACGACUCCGUUGGCACUGGCUGCCAAACUGUGUUGCUGACGCGCUGGGCCAAAUCCAUCUUCACGAGAGGGCUACGCGUAAAGGCGACACCGGGAGACUUUUGAAGUUUGGUGAUGGAUCAGACCAUGGUAUGGCCACUGCCAUCUAUCGUCACCUUGCCAAUGCGAGCAAGAUCAGCUCACAUGGCGUGUCUCUGUCCCGUACAGAGAACCACAGGCCCUUGGUGACUGGAAACAUCCUCUUGAUCAGGGUCAGAGAGGAGGAUUUGGACAAGACGAGGGUACUGAUCCAGAUCCAAUGGCUUGCUCUGAGAAUGGCGGCGAUAUCUGGGGCUGCGGAGGUGGUGGACGACCUUGAUUCCGAGCCUCCAGGCUCUCUCGACGAGCUGCCAACAUCCACCAGAGCAAUUAUGCAGGCUGAAACUGAUGAGCUUCAUAACGUCGUUCUGCCGAUGCGCAGACAGAUGUUCGCCGCACAACGCGCCCCGGAGUCUCCCGAUACCGAAGAGGCCGGCCCAGCUCCAAAGGCUGAAGAUGGCAGGGCUGAGGAUGGCCCAGCUCCUAAGGCUGAGGCUGAGUUGGAGGCUACCAUAAGCCCCACGCUACGUGAUGAUUCUCCCCCGGCAGACGACGAUAAGCGGCCACAGGAUUAG
Molecule: messenger RNA, 1473 nt
Organism: Clonostachys rhizophaga
Lineage: Eukaryota; Fungi; Ascomycota; Sordariomycetes; Hypocreales; Bionectriaceae
Source: the annotation of a GenBank genome assembly